AUGGCGUUGGAGAAGGCACAAGUCAUGGUUGCGAGAGGUCUCAUGAGUCUCGCUGCAAUGGAAGAUUCAGCGUUCCAGACCACGUCAGUCUGCCCGUUCUAUUUUGUCGGUCUAGGCUGUACUUGUUGGUCAGAUAGAGAGGCACUCUUGAGGGAGAUCAACAGACUCGCGAUUGCCCAGCGAUUGGGAUACAUCCGAGUGUUACGGGCACUGCUUCGACAGAAGUGGCAACAAUACGACCAGGAUGGCGUUGAAUCUUGA
Penicillium mononematosum is the source of this 261-nucleotide messenger RNA. RefSeq lists its product as uncharacterized. The coding region runs from base 1 to 261 and encodes 86 amino acids. NCBI's taxonomy places the organism in Eukaryota, Fungi, Ascomycota, Eurotiomycetes, Eurotiales, Aspergillaceae. The record is from RefSeq and is a predicted model, not a curated record. The transcript has a single exon.